This is a messenger RNA of Rotaria sp. Silwood2, 1158 nucleotides long. The record is from the annotation of a GenBank genome assembly. NCBI's taxonomy places the organism in Eukaryota, Metazoa, Rotifera, Eurotatoria, Philodinida, Philodinidae.
AUGAAUAAAGAUAUUGAAUUGCGAGUUCAAUAUCGAAGCUCUCGAUUGAUAAUUCCGGAUGUUGAAGAUUCAAAAGAAGUUGGUCCUAUCAUUGACUAUGCUGACGAGCCCCUUCUUCCACUUGUUGAUGCAUGCCGACCAUUAGUCCCUAUUAUCUUUAAUAUAUUAGCUUAUGUUUCGAGUGCUCUGCAAAGCACUCCAGAUACUCCAUCAGAUGGUUUGACUCGCGAUGAAUCAGCUUCAAUUUUUCUGUACACGAUGGAAUGGGAAGAUGAACAUAGAAGUCUUUAUUCCAUUCUCAAUGAAACACUUAGAACAGCUGAUCGCGAACAAUUACAACCAUGGUAUAAGUAUCUAAAGCUUUUACUGACUGCCUUAGUGAAAAUACCAUGCGCACCUCAAAUGACUGUUUGGCGUGGAAUAAAAAAAGGUCUUCAUCUCGAAUUUCCGCGAGGAACUUCAAUUGUCUGGUGGAGUUUCUCAUCUUGCACAACAACACUUCCUGUGUUAGAGAAUGAUCUCUAUUUGGGUUAUGAAGGUGCAUGUCUUUAUCCAAAGAAAACUGAAUUACCAAAACGUCGUUGGUAUAACAAGAAACGAUUCAUCAUUCCGUUCAGUUUAUUGACAGCUAUCAUGAUCGUUGCAAUUGUUCUCGGUGCUACUCUUGGAUCAAGGUCUACUGCUACUGCAUCAGAUGGAAAGUGUUCAAGUUUCGUACGUAAAGAUGGUUGGGACAUACCAGACAAUGAUAUAUUAUCUUUUCCUGUUCACGAGCCUGAUUAUGCCAGCUGUUGCAAACAAUGUCAAGCAACUCUUGAAUGUAUUUCUUUUACGUUUCAGCCAUCAAGUCAACUAUGUUGGCCGAAAAGAAGUAUGGGUGGUGGUAGAAACGCAACUGGCGAUACUAUUACUGGAUAUAAUCCGAAUAUGUGUCAUGAGUUCCUACGUAAAGAAGCCUGGGACAUACCUGGUAAUGACAUAUUAACUUCUCCUGUACUACAACCUGACUAUGCUAGCUGUUGCUCCCAAUGUCAAGCAACUCUUGAAUGUACUGCUUUUACAUAUUCUCCAUCGAGUCAACAAUGUUCACUGAAAAAAAGUAAGGAUAGUGGUAGAAACUCAACUGAUGAUACAAUUACUGGUUACCUUGGUAAGUAA